AUGGUCUGUGGUUCAGGUUCAUUCACUCAUUCUCGUUUGAUAACGUUAUGACGGACGUGGGUCAAACAGAGAAGGUGCAGCUGCACAGUCCUCUUUUAGACGAGCUGCGCCACGUUUUACAAACGGGUCUGGAAAAGAACUUUGAAGAAGUUCAGGUCAGUGUUGUGGACUGUCCGGACCUGACUAAAGAACCGUUCCGCUUUCCUGUUAAAGGCCUGUGUGGAAAGCCUCGGAUCACAGAUGUCGGCGGUGUACCGUACCUGGUUCCUCUGGUUCAGAAACACAAGGAAUACAGCAUGAACUCUAUGUCAAAGGAGGUGGAGCUGCCAGGAGCCUUUCUCCUCGGUGCAGCCGCUGUUGCAUCCAGAACCGUUGGAAUGAAUGCAGAGCUGAUGCCUCUGGUCCUGACUGAAGCAGAGGGACGGCCUGCAGUCAACAGCAGCUACUUUUCCUCCAUCAAUCCAGCAGAUGGUCAGUGUCUGCAAGAAAAAUACAGCGAUAAAUUCUCAGACUGCAACUUUGGGCUGCUGGCCAACCUGUAUGCAUGUGAAGGCAAGUCUGGAAAGGUCUUGGAGGUUCGAGUCAGGAAGAGGACGGGAGGUCACAGUCUUGUGACUGCAUUGAGGAAAACUCUUGAAGGUCACUACCCUGACCAUAGCCUGGCUCUGGGAGGGACCUUCAUCAUCCAGAAAGGCAAAGCUAAAAUCCACAUCAUGCCAAGAGAAUUCUCCGUCUGCCCGCUCAAUACCGACGAUGACGUCAACAAAUGGCUCAAACACUUUGAGGUCAGCGCGCCGCUCAUCUGCCAGUCUGUGUUGGUAUCCAGAGACCCUAGCUUGGACCUGCGUGUGGAGCACACACACUGCUUCAGUCAUCACGGAGAAGGUGGACACUACUACAUCGACACCACGCCUGACAGCGUGGAGUACCUGGGCUACUUCAUGCCGGCCGAGUAUGUGUACCGCAUUGACAGGCCCAAGGAAACCCACAGCGUGGGCCGAGAAUGAACCAAAACAAUAAACCGCGUUUGGCAACAUGAUGUGACCAAGUCAUUAUCACGCAUUUCACAUUUGAUUCAUACUGGGUUCUCAGUGCUGGAAAAUUCUGCAAAAAUUUUAAUGCGACUUAUUUGCUUUUGACUGUUGCACUUCAUCACGUUUUUAAUGAACAAAAACACUUAAUGUCUAAUUGGUGUUUAACAUCUCUGCAUUGUCUUGGAACUCCUCCUAAAUUGUUAUAAAAUAAUAAUAACAAAACACUUUAGAUUUAAUUCAGUAUGUGCAGUCCUCACAUCUGAAGGUGUAGCAACGCAUUUAUGCAGGAAUUAAAUAUUUUCAUCGCUGAUGAUUGCGGUGGUAUAAUGAUUAGCACUGUUGCCUCACAGCGAGAAGGUCAUGGGUUCCGAUUCCCACCUGGGGCCUUUCUGUGUGGAGUUUGUGUGUUAGGCUAGUUGGAUUGGAAACUUUAAAUUGUCCGUGCGGGUGUGAAUGUGUAUGUCUAUGUGUGGCUUUGCGACUGACUGGUGUCCUGUCCAGGGUGAACCCCGCCUCACGCUGUAUGACAGCUGGGAUAGGCUCCAGCCCCCCGCAACCCUUAAUUGGACUAAGCGGUUGACGAUGAGUGAGUGAUUGCAAUUGUACUUUUGUUGGAUGUUUUGACCUUUCAGGUCACAUGUGCUAUGGAGACACCCCACCACAAGCAAAAAGGGAGAAGCUGAUGAAGAACCGAGUAAUAUCUGGACAAGUGGCUCCCUUUGGUGACCGUGGGGUGACAUGGCAACACGAAGUCUCAGAACAGCAGUUUUUGCAAAAUACUGCAAAAAUAUAAAAGCCAAUAUGAAUUGUGUUGCUUAAAUUAAAACAAGACACACACUGACAUGAGUGUACAUGAAUCCUGACUCGAGGUCUUGAACAUCUCAUUCAUGUCUGUUUUCCGAAUUUGGGCUGAGCUCAUGCAACUUCAAGUAAAAUUUAUAGAUACCAGGGUUACAUUUCCCUGGUUCAUUUGACCAUGGGUUUAUAUAAUCUUUCAAAGGAGGCAGUACUUGGAGCUUUAACACUGGUCACUCUGUCAAAACUCCAGCAUUUCUCUGUGG
This is a messenger RNA of Thalassophryne amazonica, 2095 nucleotides long. RefSeq names its product chromosome 9 C11orf54 homolog (gene bkgd). The transcript is spliced from 8 exons. Bases 48 to 1007 code for a protein of 319 amino acids. Gene Ontology annotation, molecular function: zinc ion binding; hydrolase activity, acting on ester bonds. The record is from RefSeq and is a predicted model, not a curated record. Gene Ontology annotation, cellular component: nucleus. NCBI's taxonomy places the organism in Eukaryota, Metazoa, Chordata, Actinopteri, Batrachoidiformes, Batrachoididae.